AUGGCAAAGAAUGUGAGUAUGGAAGUUUUAGAUACAGAAGUGAUGGGGAAUUCGGAAGAUGAAGGCGGAAAUACCUUCAAACUACAGGCAAGAGUGGAGAAGAAACCGCAGGAACUCUUACCGCAGAGGGAGAGCAAGGAAAGCGCAGAGGCGUCGGCACAGACGGAUGUACCGAGUGAAGGUGACGAGUUGGCGGAACUUUACGAGAGUAGGAAAGCAGCAGUGCCUCCACCUCCUGUGGUCCGACCGAAGGAACCCCGACCUCAGCCGGCCGAUGCCCUGGCCUGCCGCCCGCCGGACCCGCUGUACGUCAGGCGGGUUGGGCAGAGGUUCUGGUCGACCAGACGGAUCCUGGACUGGCAGAGACAGGCGCUGCGUGCAAGGGGGGACCCGGAAGCAGUCCUAAAGCCUGUCCAAGAAUAUGGCGAAGAUUCUGCCCCGAGGAAUUUAGAAAUUGGAGAGAACGACGAAGAACAUGCACAUUACGAAGAUAGAGAACAGGGGCAUUAUGAGAAUGACGAAGAACACAAAUAUUACCAGUACGAUAAAAAUCACGCACGCAACGAGAACGACCAAGAACAUCGACAUUACGAAAAUGACGGGGAACAAGGGCAUUAUGAGAACGACGAAGAACAGAAACAUUACGAGAACGACGAAGAACACGCGCUUUACGAAAACGACGAGGACCAUUCGAACUUAUCUACUCACGUUUAUGCCGAUUUGGACCCCGACUUUCUGGCAGCACAAGAUGCGAUCAAAAAUGCCACAGCUCAGCCAUUCUAUGAGAUGGACAUCACCCCUACCAAUGAUGAACAGGAGCAACCAUUUUACAAGAUGGACGUCACCGCUGCCGAAGAAACGGGGAAACAAGAACAGCCCUUUUACGAGAUGAAUGUCGCCUCAGCUGAUGAGAACAGUGAACAAGUAUUCUACAGGAUGGACGCCGAUCAACUGGCCCAGCCGACUCCGUCAGAGAACGCGUACGAAGAUUUAGAUGCCGAUUUUCUGGCGGCACAAGACGUGGUGGACAGGAGGCACGGUGUAGGGGAACCGAGCAGGGGUGACGGUAACUCGAGGUGCAGUCAGAACUGCAGUAAGUUCUGCAGGUCUCGUCCUGGGCGCAUGGUGGCGCUUUGUGUUGGCGUCAUCAUUGCUGGUAUUGCUGCAACUAUAGUCGCCGUAAUUAUCAACCAACACAAAGUACUGAGUGUCCACCCUGAGGAAAACAUGGUGGUACAUUGGUGGAGAGAGUGGACCCUCUACGUGAGAGCGUACCAGUACUUCCAGCAAAACAAGGACACCGCCGCGGGUUUGGAAGAACGUUAUCCCGGCAAUGAGGUUGUGAUGGUCCUACUGGAAGACAGGUUCUUUUGGCCCAUUGUGUGUCGGCAUUGGGAAAUUUACCGCGACCUGCCGAAAACCUUAGACACGGCUGUAGGCUACGGCAUUGAGUACGGAAUUUCACGUGAGUACAGGAUGGCACACGGCCUGUCAGCAUACAGCGAGUUCUUCUCUUCCAUGUUGAACGCGUUGGAGGCACUGCGGAACAAGACGAAGGCACUGCCAAAUAGGUAUGGCGAGAUGAGGUUGUCACUAAGCGGGCAUGCAUUGUUGGACACUGACGUUGAGGCCUUGGUAAACCUUUUCCCAUACCUGGAAGGAACGACAGAGCUCUAUCUCUUCAACUGCAGAAUUUCUGCUGACGCCGCAACGCUAUUGGCUGGACAGCUGCACCUGCUGCAUACGCUGACUAAGUUACUUCUUAGCCACAAUGAAAUAGGAGAUGAAGGAGUGGCAGCAAUUGCAGACACCUUUCCUCACUUGAAAGAGCUCCAAGUUUUAUACCUUGCAAAGACCUCAAUAACAAACGCGGGAGGACGAGCCAUUGCCAGAAGGCUGGUUCACCUACAGCAGCUACAAGAACUCCGGCUACAGGAAAAUGAGCUAGCGCUCAGUGUCUCUGCGCUGGCAAGGGCGUUCGCCAAUAUGACACGCCUAGAGUACGUCAGGAUGUGGCCCGUCACAUGCAGUGCCGCGUCUCUCCACAUGGCGACGCAACAAGUACGAGACGCUGUCCACACGCUGGCAGGGCAGUUGGUGGCAUACCGCUGGGGCACUCAGCUGUAUGACGGCUCUAGUAGCAAAGCUGUUGCACAGGGACUGGACACAGCAUGGCGACAAGUUAAAGAUAAACUAACAACAGGAGUAGCCAUAUCAAGCAGAAAGUUGAAGAUAGAAUUCAAACUGUUGGUCCCUGAUGCUGGAGACCCUCCACCCAGAGGCUAA
Molecule: messenger RNA, 2286 nt
Organism: Branchiostoma belcheri (Belcher's lancelet)
Lineage: Eukaryota; Metazoa; Chordata; Leptocardii; Amphioxiformes; Branchiostomatidae
Exons: 5
Coding region: 1-2286 (761 amino acids)
Biological process (GO): activation of GTPase activity; nucleocytoplasmic transport
Cellular component (GO): cytosol; nucleus; perinuclear region of cytoplasm
Molecular function (GO): GTPase activator activity; small GTPase binding
Source: RefSeq, a predicted model, not a curated record